Molecule: messenger RNA, 341 nt
Organism: Closterium sp. Naga37s-1
Lineage: Eukaryota; Viridiplantae; Streptophyta; Zygnematophyceae; Desmidiales; Closteriaceae
Source: the annotation of a GenBank genome assembly
GGUACUGUGCUGGAGGUGCUGCUGGAGCUACUGGAGGUGCUGCUGGUGCUGGAGGUGCUGGUACUACUGGAGCUACUAGAGGUGCUGCUGCUGCUGGAGCUACUGGAGGUGCUGCUGGUGCUGGAGGUGCUGCUGCUGCUGGAGCUGCUGGAGGUGCUGCUGGUGCUGGAGGUGCUGCUGGAGCUACUGGAGGUGCUGGCGCUACUGGAGCUGCUGGAGGUGCUGUUGGUGCUGGUGCUGCUGGUGCUGGAGCUGCUGGAGGUGCUGGAGCUACUGGAGCUGCUGGAGGUGCUGGAGGUGCUGCUGGGACUGGAGACCCUGGGGCUGAGGGUACCGGGUGA